Molecule: messenger RNA, 536 nt
Organism: Acanthocheilonema viteae
Lineage: Eukaryota; Metazoa; Nematoda; Chromadorea; Rhabditida; Onchocercidae
Source: the annotation of a GenBank genome assembly
UGUACGUGGACGAGACAUGGUGGUAUACGUGUUUACGCACGUACGUGUUGUACCAAUGAUACAUCACUAUGCCGUGAUGCAGUGGAGCAAGAUCAUGGUAUUUUGGCGCUUUUCAAUGGAUUAUGUUCAACAAUUUGCAUUUUACUAAUAUCGGUUGUCGUGCGUGAACGUCGUAGACAUAAUGAGGCACGUGGUUGGGCAUUAAUGGAAAUUUUCCUUCUUGGCGCUGCUAUGUUAUAUGCUAUUUUAUUGCUGGAUUGGUUUAAUUUGGCUACAUCAACGUGUUGCUUUGCGGUAUGGUUACGUCAAAUUGGUUUUUCGACGUUUUAUGGUUCAAUUGUUUUGAAAAUUUAUAGGAAUUUACAAGAAUAUCGUGUACGCAAGGCUCAUCAUGUUAUUGUGAAAGAAGAAGAUUUGAUAAAAUAUUUGGCAUGCUUACUAGCAUUAACACUAACUGGGCUUAUUGCGUGGACACUUGGCUCGUUUGCUGAUGAGGAGCUUUGGAAAAGCAGUUGGCCACAAUGUCCCAUACAAGC